Sycon ciliatum is the source of this 5298-nucleotide messenger RNA. RefSeq lists its product as uncharacterized. Gene Ontology annotation, biological process: G protein-coupled receptor signaling pathway; cell surface receptor signaling pathway. Gene Ontology annotation, molecular function: G protein-coupled receptor activity; calcium ion binding. Lineage: Eukaryota; Metazoa; Porifera; Calcarea; Leucosolenida; Sycettidae. The transcript is spliced from 25 exons. Gene Ontology annotation, cellular component: membrane. The record is from RefSeq and is a predicted model, not a curated record. The coding region runs from base 306 to 4958 and encodes 1550 amino acids.
GGUAUGACACUCGGACAGUUUGGCAAUGUAUUUGACUACCGACGUGACAGCGCUGUCGCGUGAGAUGGGUGCAAACUGGAAAGCAGAUCAAAGAAGACGUAAAUUAUUUGACACUGGAUCUAAUGUUCCUGCAAGGGCAUCUUGUGACUGGAGCUAACGCCAAAUUCGAAAGAAUGAAGCGAGGUCUGAAAGAAAAGUCCUGAAAAUUCUGAAAGUACGGCAUUUACCACGAAGCAGAAUACCUCAGAAGAUGAGACGACUUCCAGUGAAACGCUACCGUUGCUCGUCGUGAAGAGCCGUUCGUCAUGGACAAAAGGAACAAGCGACGUGGUGGAAAAUGGACUCGUGCCAACAUGCAAUGGCACUUUCUACUCCUCGCUAGUUUGAUGCAAUACCUGCCCGCAGUGUACAGCGCAUCUUCAUCCACUGGAGGGCCUGCUUGCUCUGCUCCGAUUGUGCAAAACGGCACCACAUCAAUGACUGGCAACACAACUACUGCUGGUAGCACCGUGCACGUCACCUGCAACACAGGAUUUGCACUGGUGGGAAGUGCAAGCGCUACGUGCAGCAACGGCUCGCAGUGGCAGCCGGAGUUGCCCACUUGCCAGGAUGAGAACGAGUGCACAUCUUACCAGCACAAUUGCCCACCGCCCAUGACAUGCUUCAACUCGCAGGGAAGCUAUCAUUGCCAUUGUCUGUCUGGAUUUGCAGCCAAUACAUCCGCUACGGGACCUUGCCCAGCGUGCGUCUCUCCAUGGACACAGAUAACCCCCGGCUCUAUGUACUGCGGUCUGGCGUUGAAUGGCACCUACACGUAUCGGCAAGCCACAGCUCUCUGCCAGGCACAGCCAGAGGGCGAUGCAUGGUUGCCUAGAGUGUUUGCAAAGAGAGACAACGAUGACCUGGCAGGAUUCAUUCAAGGGGACACGUGGAUAGGCGCAUCCAGAAAUACUAAAGGGCAAUUUCACUGGGCUGGUACUAAAUACUCACUAAUGGGUACUUCAUACUGGAAUUGGGACAGAGAUGAGCCAAACAGCUCCUAUGCUGAUGCCGCAGUCAUGAUGAUGUCAUCCCAUGCGGAGCUGGGACUAUGGAGAGUGGUGUCGAAAUCUGACAGGCUCCAUGUGCUGUGUGUUAGAGAUUUACCAGCUUGCUUGCCACCACUGAUAAGCAAUGGGGAUAUCGGUUGGGAUAGCUUCUAUCUUGGCAGUUCAAUAAAUAUAAUCUGUAGCGCUGGAGCUAUCCUUAUUGGACAUGACACAAUCACAUGUAACGAGACCGUCGAGUGGACACCCGAUGCUCCAGUCUGUGUCCGGCCUCCGGAUAUAUUGACUGGCCUAAUGGAUCAGCACGUUCAGUAUGGAGAAAACAUUUCGUUCACGUUAUCGGCGAGAGGAAAUCCAAAGCCCUCUAUUACCUGGUGGCGCAAUGGUCAUCAGAUUUCCCAGGAAAAGGUCACCACCAGUGAUUUGGCCAGGACAUUUACAGACUUUACGGUUCUGUCGUCACUAACGAUACCCGAUGUCCAGCAAGGUGGUGUGGGUACUUACACAUGUGCUGCUGCAACAUCCCAUGGACUAGCAUCUAAUACGUCGGCUACUUUGACUGCAUAUGUUGUGUCCAGGCAACUGGUAGUGACUGGCCAAUCGGUGGAUUUUGCCUGUGAUAUCAGCGAAUCUCUAUCGGCAUCUACGAGAUGGUAUAGAAAUGGAACUGAGCUCAAUAGUGAUGACCUUCUUGGCCGAGUGUCAUUCUACAAGGGAGAUAAUGUCCUGACGAUCUUUCGCGCUGAACUCACUGACAGCGGAUUAUAUUACUGUACAGAACAUGGCAGUCUGGGUGCGAAGAGAAGCAAUAAUUACACAUCACUGCUGCUUCACUCACCUCCGGUACUGAUUUCACCGAUUCCGGAGUCGAUCGUUGCUUUCGCUGGAGCAUAUCUACAAGUGUUUGCAAUGUUCUAUGGGUAUACUGAGCCUAGUGUGGUAUGGUGUGUAAGAGAUAACGGCCAAUGUGAGCAGACACCCGUACCUCAAUGUGGUUCUAUGAACCAGACCACUACCAGCUUUGCUAGGGACACGCUGACAUUUCACACCAUUGAGCCAUGCGCUGCUGCAGAGUAUGACAUCGUUGCAAGCAACACAGCUGGUACUACGACACACCACACCAUCAUCGAUGUGAAAGAGGUUGCACAUGUCGGCAUACAAGGAACCUUCGGAUACCACCUACAAGGCACACUUCAACAUGACAGGAUUUCCACUGUUGGUGUUCGCGCAGACUUCUCGAAAUUAAUGAGUUCUUGGAUUGGUCAACUUGAUUUCAAAGUUCAGCAUUUUGAAUAUCAGAGUUUUGAGAAUUCUACCGUGCAGAUCCUAGCGGAUAUUGAAGUAAAAGCAAACCUACUAACCCAGAUUGAUAGAAAUGUUUCUGUUCCAAACAUCCGAACAAUGGUCACUGCUCUACUGAGAAAUGCCAGUACACCACUACAGCUGGUUGGAUCUUCCCUGCAGGAUUUUCAAGUUUAUGAUGUGUGUCAGGCUGAAGAGACGGAUGUUGUGGCCAGAGGGAAAUUCUCCUGGCGUCAGGCGUUCGCUGGCAAAGAGACCACCGCAGAGUGCGGUAUCAGAGUAGAUGAGAGCAUAGUCCGCUACGCCACAAGAUGGUGCAUGACUCUGCCCCGUCGUCACAACUACAGUUUGGUAAUGGGCAAGUGGCGACAGCCGAGGGCAGGCCACUGUCCGUCCAGAAUUACGAUUCAACUCUUCAAUAUCUCUCAGGACGAUUUCCAAGCCAAGACACAAGACGAAAUCCAAUUGGAUAUUGAAGCAAUAUCCAACUUGACGAGCACACCAGAUGAUCUGAACCCAGAUGAUAUCGACUAUGCAUCCAUUGCUAUCUUCAAGGCUGUGUGGGCAGCAGAUCACACACGACAGUGGGAUGUGGCAGUGUUGAAACGGAUUGCCAAGUUCACACUGAAGUCAAUCAACAACAUAGGCCUUGCAUCUCCCUACAAUUUACGGGCACCGGCCGCAGCUAGAUUGAUAAAAUCCAUGGAGAAGAUUCUGAAAAUCAUACCGCUGAAAUAUGGUGAAGUGUUCCAGGCUCAUGAGAGUGAAGUCGCCUUUGCCCUCGCCUCUCAAUUACCUGGACCGGCCAGUGAUAGCAUUCAGACUCAAUUUGAUCCGGUAAACAACACAUUCAAUAUGGCGCCGGACAGUAGCACGGAUGGCGCAAUGCAAGACACAAGUGCUUUCUCGUCUGUGUCAGUGAGCAUACCGAAGAGUGCAAUAACUGAAGCAACAAACAAUAUUCCUGACUCCGCACACGGAAUGUACCCGGUCGCCUCCACCUCGGUGAUCCUCUACCAAUCGAGGAGUUUGUUCCACGACCGGAAACUGAGUGAAAAUACAUCUGUAGUGUCGGACAUCGUCUCGGCACAAGUCGGCCUGGAAACAGUGGAUGUGUUAGAAGACCCAGUUCUGAUCACGUUCGACUUACUGAGUGGCGCUCAGAGAGAGACUGACGAAAUCAAGUGCGUGUACUGGGAUUUCAACUUGGCUGAUGGCACUGGUGGUUGGCAAGAUGAAGGCUGCAACGUGUCAAACAGCACCAUGUCUCCCAACAGCGCAGCGUGUGAAUGCUACCACAUGGCACACUUUGCAGUUCUCCUGAUUCGAAAUAUGACCAUCAGUGGAACCACCACCGCCGAGACAGUCCUGAAGUUCAUCUCAAUAAUAGGAUGCGCAGUGGCAAUGGUGGCUUUGCUGCUAACGAACGUGGUCAUCGUGUCCAUAAAGAAAUUGCGCCAGCGUCACCACCAUCAGAUGGUGUUUGGUCAGUGUGCCACACUGCUUCUGUUCAUGUCCGCCUUCAUUGUAGUCCUCUAUCACGAGCCAUUGGAGAACAGUCAUCAUUCCUGCCGUGGCCUGGCGAUCGUGCUUCACUUUCUGCUGCUCUGUGGCUUCAUGUUCACAUCGGUCGAUGCAACGUUUCUCUACAAGCAGACAGUGAUUGUGUUUGAAGAAAUCAGUUCCACCAUGCAACACUCCCUGCAUGUUUUGAUAUUGGGCAUACCGGUCAUAUUCGUCGGCCUCUCCGCAGCAAUAACCGGUGGAGAAGCGUACGGCGGACAGGAUUUGUGUUGGAUCAAUAGUGACAGCGUGUUCUAUGCGGCUCUUGUUCUCCCCGUGGCGAUUUGCCUCGGCUACAACAUUGUCGUUCUGCUCGCUGUUGUCAUCACCAUGCGGAAGAGCGGCAAGAAUCUGGCUGCUUCCUCGGCCAAGAAAACGACAAGCAGGCGUGCUAUGCUGGCGAUGGUCGUGUCCAUCUCAAUCCUGCUCGGGCUCACCUGGGUGUUUGGGUUUCUGUUACUCAUUUAUGAUAACCUGGUAUUUCAGUACAUCUUUGCUGUUCUCACCUCGCUGCAAGGUUUAGCGAUAUUUGCGCACGUCGUCCGUUCGCGAGAGGCAAAGGCCAGCUUUCAGACGCUGUUCAAAAAGUCGCAACCCCGCAGUUCAAGACGCAGCGGCUUUUCCCAAAGGGUCCGCAGCUAUUUCAAUCUCUCCAGUACCAAGUCAACCAGCGAUGGGCAGAGUAAGCACUCCAGGAGCAUCUCGAGUCUUUUUAGCACAAAGUCUAGUUCAAGCCUUGCAGCUAAGAAAGUUUCUUCAUCCAAGCUUCCUAGCACCUCGAGGGGACUCCAAACGUCGCAAGAUAAUUUGACUAAAUCUUUCACAUUCGCCAGUUCUGACGAUUCUUCUAGUCCCAAGCAAAAAGGAGAGAGGAUAUAUUUAAGUGUGGACUCUGAUCAGGAACAAUCCUCUUUGGGCUUAGAGGCAGUCGGGGCUCAGAGCGCUGACAAGUUGUAUAGUCCACACCAGAAAAAUGGCAUUGCUGCACAAAGUUCCAAGAGAUUCAAGUUUGAGCGAUAUCAUAGUGUUAUCUCUGGUCCAGCUUAGGUCAUUCCAUUCACCUACCUAUUGCGUAUAGUGAACCUAAACACGUGACACUAACAUUCUCAACGUCAUACUACUUUUGAGACGAACACUGUUCCUCUGUUUUCGAACCCCUCGAGUCUAUUAAUUUCCAAUAUUUUUCUCUGCUGGUAAGGGGUUUCCUCUCUCAUUUCGGAUGCUCUUUGCUAGCCGUACUCCAGCAGGUAGCCUCUGGCUUGUAAUUAUUUACUUAGUAGUAGUGGUACUUAGUAGUUGUUAUUAUUUGACUAGGGGAGUCCCAACAGGCUACUGCCUUUUUACUGGGAACCCUAGGUGAAGUUUAAUCAUAUUAAUGAACACGUUA